Molecule: messenger RNA, 1515 nt
Organism: Aegilops tauschii subsp. strangulata
Lineage: Eukaryota; Viridiplantae; Streptophyta; Magnoliopsida; Poales; Poaceae
Source: RefSeq, a predicted model, not a curated record
AUGUCGCAGCCCGACACCGACGUGACGAACCAGGCGCUGGCCGCCGCCAAGGAGCGCCAGGACGCCGAGGCCGCCAAGGCCAAGCUGCCUCUCGCGACCGCCGUCGAUGGAUCCGGGACGAGCGCGGGGUCUUUCUCCUUGACCUCGCUGCACGCCCAGGCCGUCGGCCUCCACUCCAUCAAAGGCCACGUUCCCGUCGAGCUCGCGCUCGACACCGGCGUUCACCGGCAGUGGCGCACCUUCUUCCGCGCCGCCUGUCGCAAGUACGCCCUCCUGGAUCACCUCGACUUCGAUGCUCCCGAUGCGCCGAACCCUGAGUGGUCUCUCCUCGACGCCACCGUCGUCUCUUGGCUCUAUGGGUCUGUCUCGCUCAGUAUCCUCGACGCCGUCAUGACGCCCGGCGACGAUCCCUUCGCUGUCGAUCUCUGGAACAGCAUCAACGGUCUCUUCAACGACCACAAGAUCAAUCGUCAACUCCACCUCACGGCCGAGCUCGGCGAUGUCAAGAUGGGAGAGAUGAGUAUGGCUGACUAUCUUCAGAAGGACAAGUCCCUCUCCGAUGGGCUUGCGGAUCUUGGUGCCCCCGUUGAUGAUGCCGAGAUGGUGGUCCACUGCCUCAACGGCCUCUCCGAGCAAUACGAGUCCGCCGCCGAUCUGAUCUCCCUCAUGCCCGGUAUGACCUUCGCGCAGUGCCGCUCGUUGCUUGCGCUCCAAGACAUGAAACGCAAAAACCGCCGCGCCCGCAACUCGGACACGGCCCUCUUCACCAACACCGGCAACCCUGGCAAGGCUCCUGGAAAAGGAAAGAAGAAGAAGAAGGCCGCCGCGCAAGGAGAUCAUCCCGGCGCCCGCGACCCCGCAGGCUGCCACUCCUUCCUGGCCCUCACCGCAGCAUCCCUGGAACGGCGCCAUCCAGAUGUGGCCCUAUGCUACGCGCCCCGGCACACCCCGUCGCCGCAUGCGUUCUACGCCCAGAACCCCUACGGCCUUGCUCCCUACGGCUACGGCUACGCCUCUGGACAGCCCUCCUACGGUCUCACCGGCACGGCUCCAUCAUCACCGGCAUCAACUUCGGCUUCAUGGGACCAGGCCGCGCUCAUGCAUCAAUUCCAAACCAUGGGGCUGCAAGCACCCUCCAGGGAGUGGGUGAUGGACACCGGCGCCUCCUCCCACUUCACGUCCGAUCCCGCCGGUCUCGUUGAUGCCGUUCACCGUGCCACGCACGGUGACCCCGGACGCGGCCCCACGGUCGCCUCCACGGUCGCCGUCGCCGCCGCCACGGUCCCCUCCUCGGUCGCCGCCACCGACCUCGCCCCGGUCGCCUGGGGCACGGGCUUCUGUCGAGCGCCCUGCCAGGAGCCUCGAUGGCGGUCCUGCUGGGAGUCCUUCUCCUACUACAGCAGUGUCACCGCCGGCAACACCGUCGCCGGCUCCUGCUGCUGUGGAUCCACCCCGGACCCGCCGGCCGCGGGCCCCUCCACCGCCACCAUCCCACGCCAUGGCCACUCGUGCUAA